UUGCUACUUUUGCAUGUCUUUUAUAUACAUCUCUCGUAAGCCCUAGUAAAUAGUACAAGGUCGUGUUGGAGUCAAGAAGCUAAACCUUAACUAUCCUUAAAAGUUCAGACGUUUAUAAUCAAGUACGAAUAGCAAUGGAUAAAGAUUACUCGGCACCGAAUUUCUUAGGUGAAUCCUCAGGCGGUAACGAUGAUAGUAGCUCUGGUAUGAUAGACUACAUGUUCAACAGAAACCUUGAGCAACAAAAGCAAUCAACUCCGCAGCAGCAUCAACUCUCUCCUUCUGGAUUCGGAGCAGCGCCAACUUUUGAUAAAAUGAGCUUCGCAGACGUGAUGCAGUUUGCGGACUUCGGUCCGAAACUGGCGUUGAACCAGACCAGAAACAAAGACGAUCAAGAAACCGGGCCGGGGGUGGACCCGGUUUAUUUCUUAAAGUUCCCAGUCUUGAACGAUAAGAUUGAGGAUCAUAACGAAACUCAUCAGCUCUUGUCUCAAGAAAGAGGUGAUCAGUGUGAAGGAAACGUGUUUCUAGAAGAAAAGGAGAACAACCAAGAAGAUGAGAAUGAUAACAACUCCGUGCAACUCCGUUUUAUUGGAGGAGGAGAAGAAGAAGAUUUGGAGAACAAAAAUGUUAUGACAAAGGAGGUGAAGAGCAAGAGGAAGAGAGCUAGAACAAGCAAAACUAGCGAAGAAGUGGAAAGCCAAAGAAUGACUCAUAUCGCGGUCGAGAGGAACCGUAGGAAGCAAAUGAACGAGCAUCUUCGCGUACUCAGGUCUCUCAUGCCUGGAUCCUACGUCCAAAGGGGAGAUCAAGCGUCGAUCAUUGGAGGAGCAAUAGAGUUUGUACGAGAGCUUGAGCAACUCCUACAAUGUCUGGAAUCACAGAAGCGUCGGAGAAUCUUGGGAGAAACUGGGAAUAGGCAUCUUGGGGACAUGACUACGACAACGACUACUUCUUCUCCCAUAGCGUCGGUUAAUAAUCCCCUGAUUAUUACCGGAAAUGUAACCGACUUAGAGGGUGGAGGAGGACUUCGGGAGGAGAUAGCAGAGAAUAAGUCGUGUUUGGCUGAUGUGGAGGUGAAGCUGCUAGGGUUUGACGCCAUGAUCAAGAUACUUUCAAGAAGAAGACCAGGACAACUGAUUAAGACUAUAGCUGCUUUGGAGGAUCUUCAUCUCUCUAUUCUUCACACUAACAUCACUACCAUGGAACAAACCGUCCUCUACUCCUUCAAUGUCAAGGUAGGUUUCACUUGCUUGCAUUAUAAUACAUACUGUAUAAACUUUCUGAGCGCAUCAUUUAUGCUAAGGUAUAAUUGCUUAUUUUAUUUAACAAAUUUUAGGGCAGUACUAAAUAUAAAGAAAUAGCUUUAGUUACAGCAGCACCUAGUUACAGGUUUUGAUACAGAGAAGAGAACAUCAUUAGGAGUCACAAACGCGCGGUGUAUUAUGUAUUUGCAUAGCUUUUUUUUUGUUUUGAAAAAGAGUUAUUUUUUGUUGUUAUAAAGUAAAUUUGUAGCAAAAAUGCUAAAGGCUAACAAGAUAGUGUGAUGUACAACAAGUGCAGAUUACAAGUGAGACAAGAUUCACGGCAGAAGACAUUGCAAGUUCGAUCCAGGAGAUAUUUAGUUUUAUUCAUGCAAAUACCACCAUGUAAUGAUAAUUUAUAUAUUUCUGAUCCUAUUAUUUCCGUUAAAGGUACUUUUCACAAGUUUACGUUGGUGGCUUAAAACUAAAACAAAAUUGCCGGUUCCAUUUUAGAUAUCCUUAUGUGUUGUUUAUUUAUUCUCAAUUUUAACUUUUAGAUGUCAUUAUUCUCUAUAUAGAUUAUUUCUUGAAUGAAUUCCAGAUUUACA
Molecule: messenger RNA, 1852 nt
Organism: Eruca vesicaria subsp. sativa (arugula)
Lineage: Eukaryota; Viridiplantae; Streptophyta; Magnoliopsida; Brassicales; Brassicaceae
Source: the annotation of a GenBank genome assembly